Molecule: messenger RNA, 4443 nt
Organism: Gadus macrocephalus (Pacific cod)
Lineage: Eukaryota; Metazoa; Chordata; Actinopteri; Gadiformes; Gadidae
Gene: nptxrb
Product: neuronal pentraxin receptor b
Exons: 6
Coding region: 354-2156 (600 amino acids)
Source: RefSeq, a predicted model, not a curated record
GUAGAGGCAAACACACACUCACACUCACACACGCAAACCAGAAGGAUCCUCUGUUUGUUAUGGUUCCAUCGACCGAGUGACGCAUGCCCACAUCCUCUUUCGCUCAGCAUCCCCCGCCUCCUUCCAGAUCCCCAUAGUAACGCACUGGAGGAGAGGAGCUUAGUAACGAGGAGAGAGACCCGCCGUGGAUAUGUCGAGCUGCGCCCGGGCUGACUGAGACAAGUGGUGGUUUAGGCUGCAUUAUACACCGGAACGACGCAAGGUUACAUCGUUCCUGGUAUCUGCGGACGCUGAAUUACUCGUGCACAUUACAGCCACCUUUUUGAAUCCGUCUCCGGAUCUUCUUCGCCGGGAUGAAGUUCGUCGUGGUUCUCGUAGCCGCGGGCACGGUGGCCUUCCUCGGCGCGGUCAUCUGCAUCAUCGCCAGCGUGUAUCCUCGGAAGAUCGUGGCUCCGGGUGUCGACAACGGCACCCUGGCGCCCGAGAGGUUUGACGCCCUCGCCCCGGGCGCCGUGGCUCAUGCCGGGCCACUGGGCGCUCUCCAGGGUGGUGGUGGGUCAUUCGACGGAGGAAACAGCCUGGGAGGAAUCGGCUUUGACGUCCCCACUCUGAAUGAGCUCGGCACAGGGGACGUGGCCGGAGUAGGGUCCGCCAAGACGUUUAGCUUCAAUCGCUUGAUCUGCACUCCGGUUCCGGUUGGAGAAUGUAACCACAAGAUCUUUCGGCAGCAGCAGCAGCCACAGGCGGACGACCCGUGGGCUGUGGACGAGGAAUCGGUCAACCUCCGGACCACGGCGAAAGACCUCCGGCAGAUGGUGGGCCAGCAGAACGAACAGAUCCUCAUGGACAAGCAGACCAUCCGCGAGCUUACCGGGAAACUGAACGAGUGCGAGAGUGACCUCGAGGACGACAAGAACGUGCCCGAGCGCAGCGUGGGACCGUGGAGCAGCAACCGCCGUUUCAUGGCGGGAGAUGACGUUAGCUCCUCGGCGGCGGCUCAGCUGCAGACGGCGCGGGCCGUUGAGGAGCUGGAGCGGGCCAUCAUGGAUCUGAAGGACCGCAUCGAGAAACUGGAGGCAGAGAUCGGCCCGGCUGCGUUGAACCUCACCGACACAUCCGCCAGCACCACCAGUAGCAGCGGCGCUAGCAACACCGGCAGUUCUAGCAACAGCGGCGGCAAUAGCAACAGCGGCAGCGUCACCGUCAGCCGGACGACCGCCCCCCCGGCCGCGCCCGGGGCCUCCGGCCCGGGGGCCCCCGGUUCCGGAGGGCGGCGCCCCGCGGCCCGACCCGCGCCCCAGGGCGGGAGCUCCGGGCGGGGGGGCAAGGGCCCCUGGAAGGUGGGCGAUCUGGAGGGGGAGCUGGAGAGGAAGAUCAAGCUGCUGGAGAAGGAGCGUCAGACCAUGAGGAAGGAGAGCCAGGGCCACCGGGACAACAUCGACAAGGGCCUGGAGACCGUGGACCACCGCCUGGCCGAGCUAGAGCACACGAUGACAGAGCUCUCCUUCCCCGACGGCUUUGUGAUCUCCUUCCCUAUACGGACCAACCAGAUGUACGGCAUGGUGAGGAAGGAGAUGCCCGAGAUGUACGCCUUCACCGCCUGCCUGUGGCUGAAGCCCAAGGAGGGUGGCAUCGGGACCCCCUUCUCCUACUCAGUCCCUGGGCAACCCAACGAGCUGGUCCUGCUGCAGGGGGUCCACAACCCUGUGGAGCUGCUCAUCAACGACAAGGUGGCGCAGCUGCCCCUGUCUCUGCUGCAGAAUGAGUGGCAGCACGUCUGUGUGAGCUGGACGCUCCGGGACGGGGUGUGGAAGGCCUUCCAGGGCGGCAAGAUGAAGGGCAGGGGAGAGGGGCUGGCCGCCUGGCACCCCAUCAAGCCCGGGGGGGUACUCAUCCUGGGGCAGGAGCAGGACACCCUGGGUGGACGGUUCGACGCCUCCCAGGCGCUGGUGGGGGAGCUGUCCCAGUUCAACCUGUGGGACCGGGUGCUGAAGCCCGCGGAGGUGGCCGCCCUGGCCGACUGCAGCUCCCCCGUCCUGGGCAACAUCGCCCCCUGGACCGACCUGGACGUGGACGUCUACGGUGGGGCGAUCAAGGAGUCCCUGGACCCCUGCCACGCCGCCCAGAGGACCAACCCCAAGGGACACAAACAGUGAGGGGAGACGGAGGGGGGAGACGUCCAGAGGAGGGGAAGGGGGUGAGGGAGAGAUGGGAGAGCUGGAGACAUUGGGGCAGGUGAUUGUAGUGAGCUUAAAGAGGGGCAUGAGGUGUAGGUGGUUUCCAUUGGGUUUGGGAAACGGGUGGUGGAAGAUUCAGCGGUCUCUCUAAACUAACUAGAUUCAUUAAGAUCAUUUAUGUUGACAUAUUUUAUCUGAAUACACGUUUGUGUUCGACGAGUAACAAGUUGGAAGGGUUGAAAUAUAACCAUGUAAUCGAACACCUAUCUUAGGCUAUAACCUUGUCCUUCAUCUAGGAUCCUGUCUCAAACAAAGGCAUACUAAUUUAAUUAGGAUCAGACAAUAAACUUAAUGUAGAUUGCUUAUAUCACGUGUUGGAGUGUUGGAGUUUGUCAACUUUGCGAGCCAAGAUGGCAGAAGGUCGAAGGUCUAUUGAAUCCAUCCCUCUUAGUUUUAUUGAUUUUCCGAUACCUUUGGUGAGGAAAGGUCACCCAAAGUGUGAAGGAUUUUGUUUUGUUUAGCUCUCACAUCACACACAAGUGGUUCCUUGAGAUUCAGUCACACCUCCUGGGUCACCUGAGGACAGGCAGCAUGAACGUACGCGGUAUUGAUGCCAGAAGUGUAUUAUACGAUUUGUAUUUGUUAUGCGUAAUAGUUGGUCUGAUUGUUUGGCAUUUUUGUAUUGUUUUUUUAUUGGUUUGAUUGUAUUGGUUGACUGUAGGUUUUAUCUAAUAGUAAUAGAUCUACCGUUAUGGGUUUCACUGUUAUCUACUUUGUCAGGGUCGACAUGUGCUUUGCCAACAGUUUUACCUGUGAGCUGUGGGUGAAAUAGGUGUAAGCUGGUGACGGAUGCCAUAGAAGAGGUGUAUUUAAAAAAAAUACUCUGGGCGAUUUUAGAAACGCACCUGUGUUUCCAGACCGCCUCAGUUCCAAAAUGGACGUGAAAGAAAUCUCAUGAGGUCCAGACACCCUGGAGGGGACAAAAUGCCCCAGAAAUAUGUUUUGGGGGAUUUUUUGUAAUGUUUUUUUUGUGCUUAGUUGCUUAAGUUUAUGCUGAAUUGUGAAUUACAUUCUGAGAUAUCACCUCAUCAUAACUUUGCUAUAUUUAUUCACUUUGAUACUCAAAGAUGAGCACUAUGUUUGCUUGAUAUUGUUUAUUUUUUACGUGUUGGGUGAUGUUUGUGUGCUUUGAUUUUUUUAUACACUGUGUGCAGCAUUGAUUUCUCAGUGCAGUGUCGUUGUUUAUUUAUGUAUUUCAUUUAUACACGUUCUGUGGUUUAACGUAUAACUGCUACAGUCUCUUUGUGCUGUUCCCUGCCCUUGCUAUAAAACAUCUCAUCCACAUAAUGCCCACUCUACUCUUUUUAUCUCCACAUUCCUCUACAUUUGCCGUGCCUCUCAAUUGGAUCUGAAAACAUGUAUCUUAGCCUCUGCACCGAUGCCAUUGCCUACCAAAGCACUCAUGCUGUACCCCACCAAACUGUGACCAUGUUUGGCUUCCCUUGGUUGGGUGCCCUGAGAUCUAAACUCGGGUGAGGUGUAACAUGCACGAGCAUGAACGUGCACCCUUCUGCGUGCACGAGCGUGGAGGGCCUGAUAGAUCUUUUAUACUUCACGGCAUACUGGAGAGAGCAGUAGACUUCCAUCCUCCGCACAGUCUGAGCACCACGGCUCCUUGGCCCUUUUAUACACCCACUGGUGUUACAUAUUGAAUAACAAAUAAAGUGGGAAAAGAGUCUAGUGUAACAUAACCGUGUAUGUUCAACUCCCUCCUCACAUGUAGGCCUACCUCACCGUUUCUGUCCCAACUGAGCAGUGACGCCUGUGUCUUCAAAGUGCCUGUUUGGGCACACAUGCCCACAACCAAAAUAUUACCCAUCAUUGCUUCCUUUCACUCUGCCUCUCGUUUUCUUCACUCCUCUUCUUCGCUCACUUCACCUCAUUCUGUCUCUCUCUCUCUUUCUCUCUCUGUCUCUCUCUCUCUCUCUUUCUCUCUCUGUCUCUCUCUCUCUGUCUCUCUCUCUCUCUCUCUCUCUCUCUCUCUCUGUCUCCCUCCCUCUGUAGUUUCUCUCACUGUCUCUUGUUUCCCUCUCUCUCUUUCUCUGUCUCUCGCUCUCUGACUACACCCACACUCUCUUGCUUUUGGUUAUUUGAUGUUAAAGACUGUGAGAUCAGUAUUGUGCUUGGCAUUAUGAACACGUCUAUGGAUCUACUGUGAUAUUGUUAAUAUGUGGACAAAGAAAUAAAGUUAUUAUAAUAAUUCAAA